AACUCAUUCCUUAGACAUUUGAAUGAAACUCGCACAGCCAUUACCCCGCCAAGCCCUUCAGAGCCUCCUACAAAGUGAUGGUCACCGGAUUAACUAUACUCUCUACGGCCACCUCAUCCAGCGCUGCACCGACCGCCGCCUUUCCCGCCAGGCUAAGCAGCUCCAUGCCCGCCUCAUUCUCUCCUCCACUACUGCCGACAACUUCCUUGCCUCAAAACUCAUCGCUUUCUACUCCAAGAUCCACCAGCUCACUUAUGCCCGUCGCGUGUUCGACCAAAUACCCUACAAGAAUACCUUCGCCUACAACGCCCUCCUUAUUGCGUACUCCGUACAUGGCCGUCACACUGAAACGUUGGAACUGUUCAGGACAAGUUUGUCUCGGAGGGAUGGUGAUUUGGUUGAUGUUAAUCCGGAUAGCUUUACUUUGAGCUGUGUGCUGAAGGCGAUGUCGGAGGUGGUGUUGGAUGGACCUCUUUCGGCUGGAAUGAUUCAUUGUUAUGUGAUUAAAAACGGGCUUGAUUUGGAUGUUUUUGUAGGCAAUGGGUUGGUGACUUAUUACUCGAGGUGUGAUGAUCUGGUGUCUGCGAGGUAUUUGUUCGAUGAAAUGCCUGACAGGGACUUGGUGUCUUGGAAUUCAAUGCUUUCAGGGUAUUCUCAAGGCGGUUUUUAUGAGGAGUGCAAGGAAUUGUACAGAAUGAUGUUGGGUUUGGAAGAUGUGAGGCCUGAUGGGGUUACAGCCGUGAGCGUUUUGCAUGCAUGUGCGCAAUCAACUGAUCUUGUCUUUGGCAUGGAGGUGCAUCAAUAUGUGAUGGAUAAUGGGAUUAAAAUGGAUCUCUCAGUUUGCAAUUCAAUUAUUGCUCUUUAUGCAAAAUGUGGUAGCUUGGACUAUGCCAGGGAGCUUUUCGAGGAGAUGACUGAGAAGGAUGAAAUAACUUAUAGCACAAUUGUGUCUGGUUACAUGGUCCAUGGAUUUAUUGAUGAUGCUAUGAAGAUAUUCGGGGAAAUGAAAAACCCAGGAAUGAGUACUUGGAAUGCUGUCAUUUCAGGUAGGGUUCAGAAUAACCAGUAUGAUAAGGUUUUAGAUUUAGUACGUCAGAUGCAAGCUUUUGGUUUCAAGCCUAACAGUGUCACUCUUUCUAGUAUUCUUCCAGCCAUUCCAUAUGUCUCGCAUUUAAAAGGAGGAAAAGAAAUUCAUGCUUAUGCAAUCAAAAUAAGUUGUGAUAGGAAUAUUUAUGUAGUUACUGCCAUGAUAGACACAUAUGCCAAACUGGGAUUCCUUGUUGGAGCACAAAGAGUAUUUAAUCUAACAAAGGAUAGGAGUGUGAUUGUUUGGACAGCAAUAAUCUCAGCAUAUGCAGCUCAUGGAGAUGCUAACAUGGCGCUUAGUCUAUUUGAUGAGAUGCUGAAUAGCAAAACAAAGCCAGAUGCUGUUACUUUUACCGCUGUAUUUGCAGCUUGUGCCCAUGCUGGUCUAGUUGAGGAAGCUUGGGAAGUAUUUAACUCAGUGUUGCCAAAGUAUGGGAUUCAACCUUUGCCUAAUCAUUAUGCUUGCAUUGUUGCAUGUCUGAGCCGAGCAGGGAAGCUUUCUGAGGCAGUGGAAUUUGUUAAGAAAAUGCCUACUGAACCUACUGCACAGGUUUGGGGUGCACUGCUCACUGGGGCUUCAGAAUCUGAUGAUGUUGAACUUGCAAAGUUUGUUUGUGAUCAUUUAUUUGAAUUGGAGCCCGAGAACCCAAGCAAUUACAUUGUUAUGGCAAAUCUCUAUUCGAAAGCUGGUAGGUGGGAAGAGGCAGAGAGGGUCAGAGAGAAAAUGAAUGCUAUUGGGUUUAAAAAAGUUGCUGGAAGUAGCAGAAUAGAAACUUCCGGAGGAUUAUUAAGUUUUAUAGCUGGAGGUGCUACAGAUGAAAAGACUAACAAAAUUCUAUGAUAUUCAAAAUGACCAAAAGUGAUGGAGAAACAAGGUAACUAACAAUUGAUGAAUUCGAGAGAAAAGUGCUUAUAAGUGAGCGUGGGAUUGACAGAAACAACAAUAUUCCAACUCAUGGGAGAGAUUGCAACUUCAGGAGCUAGAAUAAAGUUGAAGUGUGAUGGUCGCUGCUAGCGGGAUUUUUAUAGGAAUUCUCAUGACACCAACCAGACUGCACACAACUCAGCUUUAUGGAGACACUAAAGGAACGACUUAUUUUGAUUAAUCAUUAAUCUUGAACUCAGAGAUCCACACCAUGGACUUAGCUUCAUUGUCUGUGGUAAUUGAUACAUCCAUGAGGAACCUUGUCCAUUUCAUUUCAUUGGUUCUCACUUAUGAGAGUUGUUUGAAACUCGGGAUUCCACUAAUGCAAUAAUCCAGUUCCAUAUGCUUGAUUGUAAUUGAAUCUUAUGAUCCAAGAGUUUGGCUUAAGCCCUUCAUUGGCAUCUAAGUCUCCAAGAUGUGAACAACAAAGAGGGAUUGGAGAUGUUCACCUGACUCAUCGCCUUAUCAUGCUUCUACUUGGUUCAUUCUAACCAGACUAGAUCUAAGUUCAAGCAGUUAGAGCAUCGCUUGUGAGAAAUGUUGCUCUUACAUAAAUACUUCUCUAACUCAUUUGUAUAUGCUAGUGUUUCUUCUUCAACUUCAUUUCAUGUAGCUGCUCUUUGUUUGGCAUGUCCAACAUGUACUUAUGAUUCCACAGAUACCAUUGCUUUUGUUCUGCUGCCUUUUCUUGCAGAUACUGAAUUAAAAUCUCCUUAAUGCUCAGUAGAAGAUUAGCAUCAAAUCACCUAGGAUUCUCACAGCAAAGGCUAUAUCUUGUCUGUUUUACGCACAAAUGGGAUGGGAUAAAAGGUAUCAAAAUGCCUCAGAUUUUUCCUUUUCCUUCUUUCCAUGAUUCAUACUGGUCCCACAUAUGGCUUCAGCUUACUUGAAUCAAUACCGAUCCAUCUUGUCGAUGUUUGUCCUUCAUCUUCAAAGUUGCACCGCAACUUUUCUGCAUAGUCUUUCAUGAUGCAUCUAGAAAUGGUAAGUCCAUACUAUGCAUCAAUUAUAUGCCAACUAAUAUUUACAUAUUGCCAUGCUAAACUUUUGUGAGCUUAGGUGCAACUAUUCUAUGCAUUCACAUUUUUACCACAGCUCAACCCC
Molecule: messenger RNA, 3115 nt
Organism: Sesamum indicum (sesame)
Lineage: Eukaryota; Viridiplantae; Streptophyta; Magnoliopsida; Lamiales; Pedaliaceae
Product: Pentatricopeptide repeat (PPR) superfamily protein
Biological process (GO): RNA modification
Molecular function (GO): protein binding; RNA binding
Source: RefSeq, a predicted model, not a curated record